Oxyura jamaicensis (ruddy duck) is the source of this 2061-nucleotide messenger RNA. RefSeq names its product zinc finger protein 410 (gene ZNF410). Gene Ontology annotation, biological process: regulation of transcription by RNA polymerase II. The coding region runs from base 277 to 1611 and encodes 444 amino acids. The transcript has 10 exons. NCBI's taxonomy places the organism in Eukaryota, Metazoa, Chordata, Aves, Anseriformes, Anatidae. Gene Ontology annotation, cellular component: nucleus. Gene Ontology annotation, molecular function: transcription coregulator activity. The record is from RefSeq and is a predicted model, not a curated record.
AAACAUGGAAAAUAGCCUCUGAAAAUGAGUUUCACGGUGUUAGAAUGUUAUUUUGCUGACUCAGUAACAACAGAAUGCAGGAACUUGAAUGAGUUUUCCCAGUACUUCAAGGUUAAAUUGAAUAUUUACACAGCACAGCUUCAUGCAGGAAGACCACCAUACAGUUGUACGCUUAGGAAAAUAUGAGAAUAAACAGAGAGCAUUCUCUCUGAAUUAAAAAAAAAAAUAAAUCUGUGCCUUGCUGAGGACAGCUGCAGGAAUCGGACUCUUGAAUCAAUGUUAUCGGAUGAGUUAGAAUCCAAACCAGAGCUGCUGGUUCAGUUUGUUCAGAAUACUUCUAUUCCACUGGGGCAAGGGCUGGUGGAAUCGGAGCCAAAAGACAUCACCUGCCUUUCUCUCCUUCCUGUUACUGAGACCUCAGAAUGCAACAGACUCAUGUUGCCAGAUGAUGAAAGAGAUCUCACUUCUCCAAGUCACACUAAUUCUUCCAAAGAUGUUUCUUCAUCUGCUGUCUUGAGGAGCCUGCAGGUAAAUGUGGGUCCUGAUGGAGAGGAAACAAGGGCACAGAAUGUACAGAAACCGUCUGAACUUCUGUCAUCAGAGACUUCCAGUUUAUUGCAAGACCUCCAGCCCAGUGACAGCACUUCAUUUAUUCUUCUCAACCUAACAAGAGCAGGGCUGGGAUCUCCAGCAGAGCACUUGGUGUUUGUUCAAGAUGAAGCAGAAGAUUCUGGGAACGACUUUCUCUCUCAUGAUAGCACAGACAGCAGUACACCGUGGUUCCUACGAGUGCAAGAAUUGGCCCAUGACAGUUUAAUUGCUGCCACUCGGGCACAGCUCGCUAAGAAUGCCAAAGCAAGCAAUAAUGGUGAAAAUGUUCAUCUUUGCUCAGGAGAUGGGCAACCGAAAGACUCUAGCCCCAUUCCUCAUUUAUCUCGUGUGGAAAGGAAGCUGAAGUGCACAGUUGAAGGCUGUGAUCGGACAUUUGUGUGGCCAGCUCACUUCAAAUAUCACCUGAAAACACACCGGAAUGAUCGCUCCUUCACCUGCCCAGCAGAAGGCUGUGGAAAAAGUUUUUAUGUCUUGCAGAGGCUGAAGGUGCACAUGAGAACUCACAAUGGUGAAAAACCCUUUGUGUGCACGGAGCUGGGCUGUGGGAAACAAUUCACAACAGCCGGAAAUCUGAAGAACCACCUGCGAAUUCACACUGGGGAAAAACCCUUUCUGUGUGAGGCACAGGGAUGUGGUCGCUCCUUUGCCGAGUACUCCAGCCUUCGGAAACAUUUGGUUGUCCACUCCGGAGUGAAGCCCCAUCAGUGCCAAAUUUGUGGGAAGACAUUUUCCCAGAGUGGCAGCAGAAAUGUGCAUAUGAGGAAACACCACUCCAGAAUCGGAACAGCUGGCAGCAGGGAGCGAGAACAGCCAGAGUCACUGAUGGGCAGCAGUUUGCUGGAAGAAUCUACAGUGCAUAGUAAGAAUCUCAUCUCCAUGAACUCUCAGCCCAGCCUUGGUGUUGAGUCCCUGCAUCUGCCAGACACGGAGUCUAUUAUUGGAGUAGAGGAGGGUGAGACCAGCUGCUCUUUCUUCCGCCCUCUUAUAUGUGGUGACUGAAGUGGGAUUGAUUGUUCCUCCUAGAGACUCAUCAUGUCGCAGUGGGACAAGUGAGCAUUGCUUUAAGUGUACACGGAACAGGUGGGUAGAUGGAGAAUGAAUCCUAAAACUGGAGUUGGAGAAGACCUGCUGGACCAAGUUACUCUGUUGCAGAGCUUAAAAGGUGAAGUCUGCUGCUUAGAUGUCAUUUAGCCCAUGUUGUGGAAUGCCAUUUCAAAACUGCUUAUGCAGUCCAUUCUCCUAAAGCCUAAAGCGUUUGUUUUGCUGGAGCACUUAGAAGCCCAGUUAAGGACCGGGACCUCAUUGUGCUAGGCACUGUGCAAACACCCAGUAUCUUGAGGAACAGGCCUUCCAUCCUUUACCUUCAGAGACUAUAUUCUAAUACAUCUCACUGUCAGAAGCUGACUUAAUAUCUGAAAUAAAUGUACUACUUGAUAUCAUUUAAUUACA